AUGGCCUCCCAAGAAGUUGAUAGUGCAGAGCUGGAGGCAGCCUCAGCAGGUAGUGUCCCAGGAAGCCAGGUGGAACCAGAGGUGGUGAAUAAUUCUGCCUACUGGCCCAUUAAUUGAUCAUAAAAUUACCAAGAGGAACUACAAGCCCUUGGGGCUAUCCAGAUCCUGAAUGGAGCAAUAAUUCUGUCUCUGGGUGUUUUUAUGGGUUCCUUACAAAACUUGCCCCAUCCAUCCAAUUACAUAUUUUUCUUGAUCGUUUAUAUAGGCUAUCAGAUAUGGAGCGCUAUAUCUAUGGAAAGCAAUUUGGGGAUGAACAUUGCCAGUGCUACUAUUGCACUAGUUGGGCUUGUUUUUCUCUCAAUGAAUUUAUUCGCUAAUGACCCAUUACUCAAGGAUUGGCAGUCUUCUCAGCCACAGGACUUACGCAUUUACAAAGACGCCUCCUCAAGUGUAUGCCUUUAA
This is a messenger RNA of Balaenoptera ricei (Rice's whale), 462 nucleotides long. It is a transcript of the gene MS4A3, whose product is annotated as membrane spanning 4-domains A3. NCBI's taxonomy places the organism in Eukaryota, Metazoa, Chordata, Mammalia, Artiodactyla, Balaenopteridae. The record is from RefSeq and is a predicted model, not a curated record. The transcript has 3 exons.